UAGAAGAAGUAAAUAUAAAUACAUAGCAGAAAGAUACGUAGCCAAACGCUAUGGACUGGCGGGAUUGCUUUCGAUUGGACAGCGAGCUCACAACUUAUGCCAACAGAGACAUCACAUGGUCAGGCUGUACAAUAUGCCCUACAAUUCUUCCUCAACAUGUCAUUAUUUACGUUAUCUCCAUUAAUAUAUUCCUACUCAAACCCUCUUCCUAAUCCAUAUAAAUUAUAUCCAUUCCCCUUCCCAUUCUGUAACACUAACAAAGCAUAUUCAAGCACUAUAUCCUAGAAAGCUAGCUAGAGAGAAAAGUGAUAAGAGAGAAAAUGACCAAGGAAGUGGGUGAAGAAGGGCAACUUCCACAGCACCAUGGGAAGGACUAUGUAGACCCACCACCAGCUCCUCUGUUAGGCUUUGAAGAGUUAAAGCGCUGGUCUUUCUACAGAGCUCUGAUAGCAGAGUUCGUAGCCACUCUUCUCUUUCUCUAUGUCACCGUCGCUACGGUUAUCGGUCACAAGAAGCAAACCGAUUCAUGCGAUGGUGUUGGUCUUCUUGGUAUCGCUUGGGCAUUUGGCGGCAUGAUUUUCAUCCUCGUCUACUGCACUGCCGGAAUCUCUGGUGGUCACAUUAACCCGGCCGUAACAUUUGGGCUGCUCCUGGCGAGGAAGGUGUCGUUGUUGAGAGCCGUGGCGUACAUGGCUGCGCAGUGUUUGGGAGCGAUUAGCGGCGUGGGGUUAGUGAAGGCCUUCAUGAAGCACUACUAUAACACGCUUGGAGGUGGUGCCAAUUCCGUCGCACCUGGUUUCUCAAAAGGCACGGCUUUGGGAGCUGAGAUUAUUGGCACUUUCGUGCUGGUUUACACCGUUUUCUCUGCCACUGACCCCAAGAGGAACGCACGUGACUCUCAUGUUCCUGUAUUGGCUCCAUUGCCAAUCGGGUUUGCUGUUUUCAUGGUGCAUUUGGCUACGAUCCCUAUUACUGGCACUGGGAUCAACCCCGCUCGGAGCUUUGGCGCUGCUGUGAUCUAUAACAACGAGAAAGCGUGGGACGAUCAGUGGAUUUUCUGGGUUGGACCGUUUAUUGGAGCUCUGGCUGCGGCAGCAUAUCAUCAAUUUGUGGUGAGAGCAUCAGCUAGAGGUUUGGGGUCGUUCCGCAGCAACCCCAGCAACUGAUCGUUAAUCAGGGUGUAAACUAUCUUGAUUUGAGUCUCAUUAUCGAUCCAAUUCUUUGGCUGUCAAUGUUGUAUUAUUAAAACUUUGUGGUUCUAAGUAGUUCUAUUGUGGGUCUGGAUGGUGGUGUUGUAAAGUAUCUCUCCUAUGUUGAAAAACGAACCACAUUCCUUUUAAGAAUUACCAUUUGGUUGUUGUGAAACUCAAUUCUUCUAUCACUUCCAUGUGAAAAAUGUGGUCUCACAAUGUAUGGCAGAUUUGAAUUGGAAUCGUCCUUUUUAAUUAUGAAUAUAUGGCUGUUCUUCU
Messenger RNA from Ziziphus jujuba (common jujube), 1469 nucleotides. RefSeq names its product aquaporin PIP2-7. Gene Ontology annotation, cellular component: plasma membrane. The transcript has 4 exons. Lineage: Eukaryota; Viridiplantae; Streptophyta; Magnoliopsida; Rosales; Rhamnaceae. Gene Ontology annotation, biological process: transmembrane transport. The record is from RefSeq and is a predicted model, not a curated record. The coding region runs from base 321 to 1166 and encodes 281 amino acids. Gene Ontology annotation, molecular function: water channel activity.